GAUCAGCUUGGAUUCGAUAACAGUGGGAGAGAUGAAGAACAACACACUCUGGAUUGCCGACUGGCAGGAGAAACUAAGGCAUGCUCGCAAAGGGUGGAUGCAACAACUGCAGUCAUCAAUAUCAGUCCUGAAGGUCUCCCAUCUGGCUUCAUGGCCGGCAACGAUCUCGCGUCAUAUUUGUCUGACUUCGGGGCUCAGCCAUAUGGAGACCGAUGGGUGUUGGAGUUUGGCUACGGCGUGCGGUAUCGGGCCAGGCUGGUACUUGUGUAUCUCGGUGCUUUUAUGAACUAUGCCGUAAUCCUCGUCGACUUCCCGACUGGACCGAAAUAUCUGCGAUUGGACCGGUACCACGAGCGACACUACUUGGCUGAGAGGAUCUAUCUGCGGUACUGGAAUCAGACAGACUGGCACGACUGCCUGGACGAGGUCGCCUCGCCUACAUCAGAUGGCUCGCAAUGGACACUGCAUGUGGACGCAGUUCAAGCGGAGGACGCCUCGGAAAAUGACCGCCAGAUCAUGUACAAGGCGCUAUACGCCUGCAAGAAAGAUGACACCGUUUUAUCACACCAGCUUCUUGCAGUAUGGUACCGCUUAG
Dacryopinax primogenitus is the source of this 595-nucleotide messenger RNA. RefSeq lists its product as uncharacterized. The transcript has 2 exons. The record is from RefSeq and is a predicted model, not a curated record. Lineage: Eukaryota; Fungi; Basidiomycota; Dacrymycetes; Dacrymycetales; Dacrymycetaceae. The annotation marks the transcript as partial.